UUUACGUUUACCUCUCUUCUGUUAGUUUAGACUUACGUACAUUUUACUUAUUCAUCUUUUUUGAAUCCACCUAUUUUUUUACUUUUGCCUAUUAUCGAAAAAGGUUUUAUUUUUAUAAACUUUAGUUCAUGUUUUGUUCAUCAUUGGACUGGAAUACAUACUCCAAAUACGACACUAUAGAGCAGCAGCAUUCCCUCAAAGUCAAAAAGAAGCUACUUAUUGAAUCCACUUCUUAAUUGUUUUUUUUAUUACUCAUUUAUCCUAUUAUUAUAUUCUUUUUAUAUUAUUAUAUAACUCCCUCUUCUCUCACUCUUUUUUUAUUAUUAUUUUUCUCUCUUUAUUAUUCUUUUCUUUUUUAUUAUCUCAAAUCUAUUCUGACUCUUUUUUACCUACCCAACUCUUUACUCUAUUAUCAUGGCUACUAUUAAUGUUAGACGUGAUGUCAAGGAUUCUUUCUAUCGUUACAAGAUGCCUCGUCUUGUCUCCAAGGUUGAAGGAAAAGGCAAUGGUAUCAAGACUGUAGUACCCAACAUGACUGAAAUUGCUCGAGCAUUAUCUCGUCCUCCUGCAUAUCCUACGAAAUAUUUUGGUUGUGAACUUGGUGCUCAAGUCAAAUGUGAUGACAAGAAUGAACGUUAUAUUGUAAAUGGUGAACAUGAUGCUGAAAAGUUACAAACCAUCUUGGAUGGAUUUAUCUCAAAGUUUGUUCUUUGUGCUUCUUGCCGUAAUCCAGAAACUGAUAUUCUUAUCAAAAAUGAUGAUAUUUUGAUGGAUUGUAAAGCAUGUGGUGCUCAAAACGUGGCUGAUAUGCGACACAAGCUUUCAACCUAUAUUGUUAAGAAUCCUCCUGCACAAGCAUCCAAGAAUCAACGCAGACAACGCAAAGCAGCUACUGCUCAAGCCAACGGUGAAGGACAUGGACCUGGAGGUGGAUUUGUUGAAGAUGAAGAAGCUUCUGAUGAUGACAUUAUUUCCCAACGUAUCAAUAAAGAAGCUGCUGGUCUCAAUAUGGAAAGCAAAUUGGUUCAAGAAGAUUGGUCUGAAGAUACUAGUGAAGCUGCUGUCGCUCAACGUAUGAAGGAACUUGCCGUAAAAGGUGUCGGUGCUUUUGGUACUGAAGACGAUGAUGAAGGGGAAAAUAAGUAUGAUCUUUUUGGUGCUUGGUUGGAAGAACAAGAAAAUCCUGCUGAUGAUGAUAUUAUUGCCAAAGCUGAAGAACUUGGUGUAUAUGGAAAGUACAAAGCUUGUCAAGUGUUAGUCCAAUGUAUCUUUGAUGAAUCCAUUGCUACUCAAAUCCCCAAACGUGUCAAAUUGUUGCGCAAGUUUAUCACUGAAGAAAAACAUCAAAAGGCUGCUCUAGGUGGUAUGGAACGAUUGGUUGGUUUGGAAUAUAAGGAUGUCUUGUUGAAGAAGGUACCUACUAUCCUUAUGAAACUUUACGAAGCCGAUGUCAUUGAAGAUGAUGUGUUCAUCAAAUGGGGUGAAAAGCCAAGUAAGAGAUAUGUGGACAAGGAUAUUUCGAAGGAAGUCAAAAAAGCUGCCAAACCCUUCUUGGAAUGGAUCGCCACUGCCUCUGAAGAGGAAUCUGAAGAAGAAUCCGAUUAGUUUUUUUUUAUUUUUUUAUUUUUAUUAUUAUUUUAUUCUUUAGUUUACCUCACUUGAUUGAUAGCGUAGCUUAUAUAUUAUUUAUCUUGAAAAUGAAAUAAAAUAUUUUUUUUUUACUGG
Molecule: messenger RNA, 1725 nt
Organism: Halteromyces radiatus
Lineage: Eukaryota; Fungi; Mucoromycota; Mucoromycetes; Mucorales; Cunninghamellaceae
Product: domain found in IF2B/IF5-domain-containing protein
Exons: 4
Coding region: 415-1605 (396 amino acids)
Biological process (GO): translational initiation; formation of translation preinitiation complex; formation of cytoplasmic translation initiation complex
Cellular component (GO): cytosol
Molecular function (GO): translation initiation factor activity; GDP-dissociation inhibitor activity; eukaryotic initiation factor eIF2 binding
Source: RefSeq, a predicted model, not a curated record